This is a messenger RNA of Periconia digitata, 554 nucleotides long. The record is from the annotation of a GenBank genome assembly. NCBI's taxonomy places the organism in Eukaryota, Fungi, Ascomycota, Dothideomycetes, Pleosporales, Periconiaceae.
CUAAGCGGUUCGUGGAUACCAACAACACAUCACCCCUUCUCGUCUCGCUCACAUUGACUAUACCACUUUCAUCCUCACGCGAUAUCUCUGAAUCCAUCUAUAUCAGAAAAUUUCUCAAAACUGACCACCCGGAUUUUAACAGGAUGCCACCACGACGGCCGCAACGUCACAGACCCAUCACAAUUUCCACGUUUGCUGGGCUCUUUUCCUUGGUCAUGCCAACGAUGUCGUGUUUGCGCAUCUACUCCAGAACGGGGUCUCUCCUCCCAUUCGGAUAUACUUGUGCCGUCUCAGCCGCGAGUUUUCUUCUUUACGGAUACGACAAGAUCCAGGCGCGCCACAUGGAAUGGAGGGUGAAGGAGAUUACUCUGCACACCUUUGGGUUGCUGGGUGGAUGGCCUGGUGCCCUCGCGGGCAUGCACUAUUUCCAGCACAAGACGAGAAAAACGGCGUUCCAAGUGCCGUUCUGGAUGAUCGUUCUGACAUGGCAAUUUAUGUGGUGGGCCAUUUGGAAUGGCGACUUUCCGGGCUACGAGGGAGCGCUGCGGAGGUAA